Penicillium paradoxum is the source of this 1803-nucleotide messenger RNA. RefSeq lists its product as uncharacterized. The transcript has a single exon. Lineage: Eukaryota; Fungi; Ascomycota; Eurotiomycetes; Eurotiales; Aspergillaceae. The record is from RefSeq and is a predicted model, not a curated record. The coding region runs from base 1 to 1803 and encodes 600 amino acids.
AUGAACGGUCUAGUUAGUUUCGAUAUGGCGAUGCCAUCCACGAUUGAAAAUGUUCCACCGGUUUUUGUGAACCCGUCUGUCUUUACAACUCCGCCAAGCUCCACAACUCCAUCAGCCUCUACAAUCUCACCAGUCACUGCAAUUCCACCAGUCUCUGCAAUUCCACCAGUCUCUGCGAUUCCACCAGUCUCUGCAAUUCCACCAGUCUCUGCGAUUCCACCAGUCUCUGCGAUUCCACCAGUCUCUGCGAUUCCACCAGUCUCUGCGAUUCCACCAGUCCUUAUAACCCCACCAAGCUCCGCAUCUAAACCAAGCUCCGCAUCUACAUCAAGCCCCGCAUCUCCACAACCCUCUGCAACUAUACCAGUCUCUACAACUCCAUCAGGCCCCGUGUCCCUAAUUAGCUCCAACGUUCAGCCCAGGACAUGGCUUGUCAGUUUUAAUGAUCUCCGAUCAUGCACCACGGCUCCGCAUGAAUGUGUUCAAGGUGCUCAAAAUAGCUUCAAAACCAAACAACUCGUUACACCAGUGUGCCAGCCCUCGUCAUCUUCAACCCAGCCUGGUGACUAUGAGUUCAUUGCAUGGGAUCCAGCAAACCCUCGAAAGACUGACCCGCGUGAAAGGAUGCGCCGCAGCGAUGGCGAAAUCAAGCAACAGAGAGAAGAUGCAGCUGCACUUAGGAAAUUCGGUGGCACUUGUCUGUGCUGUUACCGAGCCAAGAAGAAAUGUGGAACAACCUCACCAUGUGGUCCAUGCUCUUCCAGGCGUAAGGGCCAACGAAUCUGUUAUCGAAACUGGGAAGCACUGCGCCUGAGCAGGCUGUCUGUAGAGAGAUUUAUUCAAACAUGCGGCUUCCCGACAAACGAGGCGAGGGAUACCUUGAAACGGAUGUCUAACGAUACGUUCAAGGACAUCAGUGUAGUUAAUGCGGUCCUCCAGCUUCGCGAAACAUCUAGCGGUCGUCAGGUUGCGUUGCAUUGGAAGAUAUUGCGCACUCACAUCACAUUAGAACAAAAACAUUAUAACGAGGAACUUCUUCUUGGUGAUUUUGCCGGCAUCUAUCCCUCCAUGGAAUUGAUCAGAUUUGAAGAUAUAUACGGGACCGAUCCACUCGUUCAUGAUGCACUCACGGUGGCAAAGUUGUUCAUGAUCGCUCGGGCCUUAGCGCAGGGCAUCAUUCGCACGUCCUGCGCUGAAAUGCUCCCCGGGCGACUCGUUUUGUAUUACGUCUUGAUUCGUUCUUUCCGGAAGCUGGUCAAAAUGUCUCAGUAUUUCUGCCCUAUUUUGUACGAGGCUAUGUGCGGAAAAGACAAGCAGAAUGGCCACGCGAAGACCACUAGCCCACCAGGAAACGAAGACAAGAUCGACUCCGCUUGGGUCGCCGUAGCGUUAUAUUAUCGGGUUGUUUGUGCCCUGAAAGAUCUCCAGAGUAAUGCGGUCGUUGCGAAGAUAUUCGGGCCCUCGGACUGGCACUUAAAAGAAGUUUGCGAUAAGCUUGAAGACUUUCUCCGCCAUGUGCCGCCCGGACAGGAAGCCUCGCGCAAUUGCUCCAAUCUGACCAUCCUUGAGAACAAUAUUCCCGUGCUUCCGCCAUCUCCAGAUAUCGAUAUGGCGUUCCACCUCACGCAGCAUGAGCAUGAACACGAAGCGAUAUCAGAUAUGACGGAGCGUAAUGCUGCCUAUUCACGGUCCCACGACCAAGUUCAAGCAUUUCUGGCCGAUGAUUUUACUCAGCUUGCGUGUAUGGGAGUCCCCCCGGUUACCGCAGUGGGCAAUCAUCAGCAAUGCCUCAAGUUGCGAUGA